CCUUAUAAACACACCACACACCAUUACUACUCUCACUCAAAAACACAAACACAAAAAAUCAAAACUCUCUAAAACAGCACAACCCAAUUCAAAAAAGUCUCUCUUUUUAACACUCCCACAUAGCAUUUGAGUUAUAUAGAAUCUCAGACAUGGCUCUGGAAGCUCUCAACUCACCCACCACCGCUACCCCACCUUUCACCUUCGAUGAUCCAAGCUUGAAGCGAAAGCGUUCCAAGCGUUCACGCUUGGACCACCCUUCAUGCACCGAGGAAGAGUACCUCGCUCUCUGCCUCAUCAUGCUCGCUCAAGGCAGGACCACCACCACCACCACCGCUUUCAACCGCCACACUCAUCCUCUCCCUGACUCACCGCCACAACCGACCACCGCUCCCUCCAGUGCCCCCAAGCUUAGUUACAAAUGUUCCGUGUGUAACAAAGCUUUCCCCUCUUACCAAGCACUUGGUGGACACAAGGCCAGUCACCGGAAACUAUCCGCCGGCGGCGAUGAUCAAUCCACGUCCUCAGCCGCCACAACUAGUUCUGCUAACACCGCCACCGCCGCCGCAUCCAACGGCGGAGGUAGGGUUCACGAGUGUUCCAUCUGCCACAAAUCCUUUCCCACCGGACAGGCCUUGGGGGGACACAAACGUUGCCACUACGAAGGUGGUUCUGGUGCUGGUGGUAGCGGCGGUGGUGGCAGCGCUAUCACCGCCUCGGAAGGUGUUGGAUCGACCCACACCAUAAGCCACAGCCACCGUGACUUCGAUCUAAACAUCCCUGCUUUUCCAGACCUUUCAACCAAGGUCGGAGAAGACGAGGUUGAAAGUCCUCUGCCAGUGAUGAAGAAGCCCCGUCUUUUCGUGUUUCCCAAGAUCGAAAUCCCUCAAAUCCAAUGAAUUAAUUGAAUUUUUAUAUGAGUUUUCUUUUUUCGAUUAUUUGGAAAAUUUUGUGUUAUUUGUUUAUGUACAAACUUAGUACUUGGAGUCUUGUACUCUGUUUUCUGGUUUAGGUUGUACUUUUGACAGUUGCAAUUCAAUUCAAUUUAUUUAUUUAAUUUUAUUUGUGAAAAUCAAUCUGAUUUUGUUUCAAGAAAUGCCCGUGGAAUCGCCGUCAUGAAACGGCAAAGCCCGCGUCGUGGGUGCGGCAAGUCCUGGUGGCAGUGCCUCUUGUGAAUUCUGUUGAAACCACUUGCGCAUGUUUCUGUAUCUGUGACUGUGGGUGUUGUUGACAGUUUUUACUGUUGGAAAAAAGCACACUAAAACAGCUACAGUACGUUAUAUUCAUUAAAUAAAUUUACACACUAUAUU
Gastrolobium bilobum is the source of this 1307-nucleotide messenger RNA. Its product is annotated as zinc finger protein ZAT10-like. The record is from RefSeq and is a predicted model, not a curated record. The transcript has a single exon. Bases 150 to 896 code for a protein of 248 amino acids. Gene Ontology annotation, molecular function: DNA-binding transcription factor activity. Lineage: Eukaryota; Viridiplantae; Streptophyta; Magnoliopsida; Fabales; Fabaceae.